GGUAAUGUAGGCCACUGAAGCAAAUCCAGAGAGAUUGAGUUGGAAGACAGAGGAGCAUCUGAGAUUCAUUUGGUUACUGUGCUACCUCGCUAUCUCUCUCUCUCUCGCUCCCUCUCUCUCUCUCUCUCUCUCUCUCGUUGUUGCUUCCACCCAGGAAGACUUUCAAAAUGGGUUUUAGCUGAGACAUUUCCAGCUGUGUCAAGAGUAAGGAGAAGGGGCACCGUUUAAGAGAGACCAAAAAGCAAGGACCUAAACUGAAGCGGAACAACGAGGAACAUUCAUGAAAGCAUGAGGUGGCUCUUAGACAGCAGCUGGAAGAAAUUUGGACACGCUGACAGAGGAAACUAUGACUGGUUAACUAGUGAGCCAGGUGUCCCAUUGCUGGAAACACAGCUACAGAGUCAGCACAAAACAAGCUCAACCAAAGAAGACAUUGAACCGUUCUUAUGCAUCAUCCUGCCGGCUACCAUGAUGCUCUUUCUGGCAUUCCUGUUGCUCUUCCUUUACAGACGCUGCCGACGUCGCAGCCCUCAGGCUCAGAUCUUCAGCAUUGACCUCCCAGAGUCCCUUCCAGAGCAUGAGGUGACUGACUUUCUCUCAGUGCUGCCCUGGAGCAGUGAGCAGAGCUUUCAUUACUCCACUCUCCUCCCUGAAACUGCCUUUCUCACUGUAUGCUUGCCUCCGUCAUACGAGGAGGCUACCAUGAAAACCUCAAUGGAAGAGGACCACAUCCAGCUCUUUCAAGAUCCAGUGCCUCCUUACGAAGAGACAAAACAGCAGUAAAAGCUACGGAAAUAACUAUGGCUGCAGUUCUCGUGGUUUAAAAAAAAGGGGGGGGGACUCCAAAAAAGGGAAUAGCUACAAUCAUAAAGGAACUUUGACCGGUUAAUAUGCUUAAUUAUGCCAUUUUUAAACGGCACAGAAAGCAAAACAAAAAAACUCUACAAGAUUGUUGUGUAGGAGAAAACUAUGAACUUAAUGCUGUACCUCAGAUUUUUCUGCACUAUUUGACAUAAGCAAAGGUGUUUUGGAAGGCUAAGUCUGAGCAAUGUGGACUGUAGCAGCUGUGGUAAAAAACAAUUAUGCUGGGGAUUUUUUUUACACAGAGAGACACACACACACACCAAUAACUGAAAGGGCUUUAACGUUUUUUUAAAAAAUUGCACUAACUUGUUGAAGAUUUUAACGAAUAGUCAAAAGUCAAAAUAGAGACUGCAAUGACAAUUAACAUGAAUCUGAAAUGUGAGGGCUGAAGAUGCCUAUUUACCAGUUAAUACCAUCACUAUGUUUGGCAGUGGGCUACUAUUACGCUACAGGCCUUCCAUUGUUCUUCUGACAGCUGUGAAGUCUGAAUACAAGUAAAAACGACCCAGAAAGGUCCAGGCCUUCUAUGGAAGACAGACUUGUGGCAAGUAAUGACACAACAAUGCAGCAAUGCGAUAGGGUCUACAGAGUGUACAGAACGGUUUCACGUUGUUUUAUACUUUUAAUUAAAGAAUACACAAGUCAUGUAACCAUUCAGCUCCGAGUGUGUGGUGGACUAAAUCUAGCUAAAUAAAAAAAUAAAGGUGUUUUUUUUUAAUCA
Podarcis muralis (Common wall lizard) is the source of this 1585-nucleotide messenger RNA. RefSeq names its product small integral membrane protein 28 (gene SMIM28). The record is from RefSeq and is a predicted model, not a curated record. Lineage: Eukaryota; Metazoa; Chordata; Lepidosauria; Squamata; Lacertidae.